AGCUUACACUAGCCAUUUCAUUCUUACUGUGCCUACUUUACUGCGGGUGUCUUACGCUGCAACAUUGGCUUUGCGCUGCUCUUUUUCGUUUGCAACUUAACCCACCUUGCGAACAGGAUGCUAUCGUUCAGGAGUUAACCUCUUUUACGCACGCUGUUGUUGAGUUAGGAAAAUGGCAGCAGAAAGGAAGCUGAAGGCGGAGAUAGACCGCACCCUGAAGAAAGUGCAGGAGGGUCAGGAAAUUUUUGACGACAUAUGGAAUCAGUACUCGGCACACAAGCAGGCUCAUGACCAGGAUAACCAGAACCAGCGGGAGAAGCUUGAAGGAGAGCUUAAGAAGGAAAUCAAGAAGCUUCAGCGAUUGCGGGAGCAAAUUAAGGGAUGGAUUGCUGGAGCAGAUAUCAAGGACAAGCAGCCUCUGAUUGAUGCGCGCAAGUCAAUAGAGCGCGACAUGGAGAGGUUUAAGGCAUGCGAGAAGGAGGCCAAAGCUAAGGGCAGCGCAGCAGGCGGGUCGGACCGAGACCCUAAGCAGCGCGCCAAGGAUGAGGCCAGGGACUGGAUCAAUACCGUUGUGGAUCAGCUAACGGAAAAGGUGGAGACUAUGGAGGCGGAGAUGGAGGAGCUGCAGGUGACCGUGAAGAAGCGGCAGAAGCCGCCCGCCCGGCUGACCGCGUUGGAGGAGACCGUGGGCCGGCACAAGGACCACAUCGAGCGGCUGGAGAAGGUGCUGCGCUGCAUCGACAACGAGACCAUCCAGCCGGACGAGCUGGGGGACCUCAAGGAGGACAUGGACUGCUACCUGGGCACCGAGGACGGUGAGGACAACGGCAUGGACCUCUCCAACGUGGACGACAUGUACGGCCUCUUCCAGGACCGGUUGGAUGCGGUAGACAACGCGGCGCCCGCUGCCCCGCUGCACAGCGUGAAGCACGGCAAGAGCGGGCGGGAGAAGGAGGCGGAGGAGGCGCGGGAGAAGGAGCGCGAGCGGGAGAGGGCGGCGGCAGCAGCAGCCAAGGCGCAACUCAUAGCGCAGGGCAACACCAACCUCAAGCUGCAUGAUGACGACGAGGUACGGAAGCCCUCUGCAGCAGGCGUUGGCGGCAGCGGCUCAGCGGGCCUUAUCGGCAGCUCCGGCAAGUCCGCUACAUCCGGGGCGGCGACGCCGGGCGGUACGGCAGGCGGACUGCCCAUGUCCGUACCCUCGCUGGCGGCGCCUCCACCCGCGGGGGCCCGCCAGACGGCGCCCUCGACACCCGUCAAGGAGCCGGAGUCGGGCUCCGUAACGCCGCGCAACGCGGUGCAACCCCUCUCCGCGGCUUCCCCAGGCGGCAUGCCGCCCUCAGAAGCCGCGUCCCCGCUGCCAUCACGGCCCUCAGCCGCAGGGGGGGCCAUGGCGGGGACCCCCGGGCCCCUGGCGGGCCCUGCCGGCGCCAGCCAGCCGCCGCCUCCGCCGGGAGUCAUGCCUGGUGGGGGACCGCGGACGCCCUCCGCUGCGGCGGCUGCGGCUGCUGCCGCCACCGCCAACGGUAGCAUGGGCAGCAACAUGGACGGCGGCAUGCCACGGUGGCUUGCGGCUGCUGCGCCGGGCGGUCAUGCGGGGGGGCCUGCAGCGGGCGCCGGGGGGCAGCAGGAUGCCGUGGUGGACGGGCGCGGAGCUGCGGUGCCGGAGGGGCCCGCGGGCGCGUUGCAGGGAGGCGUGGGGCCGGCACCAGGGCCGGGGUCAGGGCCUGCCUCUGCAGUGGCGGGAGGAGCCUAUCCAGGAGUGCCCUCCGCAAGUGGCACGGUGGGACCCUCAGCGGACGGACCCACGGGUCAGUUCGCGGCGGGUGGCGCGGGACCUGUACGGCAGUCAGUUGGCGGGCCGGCGGAUCGCGGGGCAGUGGGUCCUGCAGGUCCGGGGCCGGGUGGCAUGGGCCCGCUGGACGCCCUCGCAGCACGGAUGGCGGGUGUGGGGCUGGGCGGGGCUGCGGGCCCGGGUCCCGGCUCGGGUGCCGCAUCAGCCAUGGCUCUGUCCUCCCAUGCGGCCCCCUCGGCGGCGGGCGCUGCCGGCGGGUCGGGCGCCAGCAACGGCGGGGGGCUGCUGCCGGGGGACCUGCCGCCGGUAGCAUCGGCGUACUCGGUUGCGGCGGCCAAGCAAAUACUGGAGGCGUGCUACGCCCGCGGAGUGAUGCCUCAGCUGUCCGACACGGAGUGGAAGCACACGAGGCCGCGACACCCCGUGGCGGUGCCCGCGUCCUACCCCAAGUCCGCCCCCGAGGUGGUGGACAACCCGGCGCUCUUCCGCAAGAUGGACCCCGAGUGCCUCUUCUUCGCUUUUUACUUCCAACCCAACACAUACCAGCAGUUCCUGGCAGCUCACGAGCUGAAGCGGCAGUCGUGGCGCUUCCACCGGCACCACAACGCCUGGUUCCAGCGCUUCACGGAGCCCGCAGUCACCUCGGAGGAGUACGAGCAGGGCGCCUACGUGUACUUCGACUACAACAUCGUGCACGAUGACAUGCAGACCGGCUGGUGCUACCGGCGCAAGGAGAACUUCACCUUCCGCUACGAUGCGUUGGAGGACGAGCUGCGGGUCGCCAACCUCACACCCCAGCAGACGGUGGCGAUGGCCAUGGCGCAAGUGCAGGGAUUGUAGGGGAAGGCGCGGGCGAAGGACGGAGGAGGAGUGUGGAGAAGGGGGUGGUGUGACAGGGGCCGCGAGGCGCGCGGUGGCCACACCUCGAGAGAGGUGUUGCGGCGUUUGGGUUGGGUUGGGUGGGUGGACGGGGUUGUACUACAAUGUGGGGUUUAUCAUGAUGCACUGCAGGGAAGUAACGGCGGGUGACUAGCUGCUUGUAGGGAUGGAUGCAAGGGUGCGGGGGUUUGGUGGCAUGGCGGUUGCGACUCGGAACGGUGCACUGGUGACCAAGUGGGGUAGGUCAGGAAAGCUCGCACGCACUGAGGACCUACGACCCGAGGAGAGCUGGGCAGGGCGAGGAGCGAUCGAGAGCCGCGAGCGGCGGUUGGCUGCUCCGUGUUGGGCGAGAGGGUGGCACUUCCUCAGCACCGUGUUGUCCCCCGCCCCUGGGUCCCGUACCGGGUGGUGCUAGGAGGGGUUCUGAGGUGGGCUGCUGCCCUGACCGCAAGUGUAAUGCUGGUUUGUUGCGUGUCUUGCAGGUCUUGUCGCUCCCAUCUUCAUAGUUCUUAAGGCACAUGAUGGAAUGGCACUGGAUUCCCAGGGCUCCGCGUAAAGCCAAAAACACGCCACUGCCAUGCGGAGGUUCCAAGAACGGUACACCAUCCUUCUCGAUCACUCCGGCAUGAAGUCUUGAACAGCCGUUACACCGUUAUUUAUAUUGCAGGCAUGCAGAGUAAACUUCCCGGAACCAACCCUCACGUGUUCUAUCAUCUGGCGAACGUGUAAGACCUGCUAAAGUGCUAAUGAGAGCACAAUGGAAGCAAGAUCUCGUACGGCUUUCAUCACAACGGGAGAUGCGCUGGCCAAAGUUGCAGCCCCACGGAAGUCCAGG
Molecule: messenger RNA, 3509 nt
Organism: Astrephomene gubernaculifera
Lineage: Eukaryota; Viridiplantae; Chlorophyta; Chlorophyceae; Chlamydomonadales; Astrephomenaceae
Source: the annotation of a GenBank genome assembly